This is a messenger RNA of Malurus melanocephalus (red-backed fairy wren), 2559 nucleotides long. RefSeq lists its product as uncharacterized. The record is from RefSeq and is a predicted model, not a curated record. The transcript has 18 exons. The coding region runs from base 1 to 2559 and encodes 852 amino acids. NCBI's taxonomy places the organism in Eukaryota, Metazoa, Chordata, Aves, Passeriformes, Maluridae.
AUGAGUUCAGAGUGCUUGGGGAACCUCCUGAGGAUAACACUGAGUGCAGAACACUUUGAGGACAAAUAUUUGUCUCUUUCUAUUAUUGAUCAUUCUGGCACAGCCUGGGAACUCGAUGAGGCCAUGGCAGCCCAGUGUGGCUACACUGUCACCUACAGCACCUGGAGCAGCAUUGAGUUCCGAGCUUCUGCAGCGAGCUGCCAUUCUCACRUGGAGAAAGACAUGUUCACAGUAACUCUACAAAUCAAAGCAUCUCAUACAGCUGAUAUGAAAAAUGCCACGAGUCAUCUGAGAAGUGUGAGCUGCCCCAAUGGUCCAUGGAGUCCCAGGGAGUUAAUAUGUGAAAGUAGCUACAUGGAGGUUUCUGUCAGGAGGGAGAGUCCACAGACUAUAAAAGACUUCAUUCAAGAUGAGCUUGAGGACUGGGCUCUUGUCUUUCCAGAAGYAAAAGCAGAAGAAGCCUCAAUAUGGCAAACAGUGUUUCAUCAGCCAGAAGAAAAAAGGGCUGUGCUCGUGAGCAAUGYUUGGCGUGCAGGCUAUGGACUCAAUGCCACAGCCUCCAGGGUCCUGCUGCGAGUGCCGUACACAGCUGCCCAAGUUCAGCUGCUCGAGGAUCAGGGAAUCRCCUUUUCUGUGCUGAGAUCGAGUACACUUUACAAAUACCAGGGGGUGAUCCUGAUGGUGGAUACUGGUGUGGCRUGUCCUGUAGGUGGUGUGGACUGUGUGAACAAAACAAUCACCUGGACUGUUCCAAAGUAUAUUCCACCACUCUCUGCUGGAGUGACCAGCUUUAAGGAUGUGCAUGUGGAAGCUGGUGUGGAUCUACACAAACUCUCUGCUAAAGAAAUGGCUUCCAGGAAUUAUGUGUUAUUGAAUGAGUUAAAUGYAAUUACAAUGAAGAUUCCCAUAGGUGCAGAAGGUGGUUAUUACAAGACUUCUGUAUGCAAUGGACAGCUUGGGGCAAAAUACACCAUCAACCUGUUCUUGGAACACCAGUGGGAAGAUGACAAAUGGGGACUAACCAAACAUACUAUCAUCAAGGAGAUAGAAACACCAUUUGAGCAAGUAGAAGUUGCUGUAACCAAUAAUUUAAAUCUGAGUGCAAGGCUAAUGAAUGUGACAGUGGGAACAUUCCUCCCAGAUGUGGAACUUGUCAGCUUAACCAUUGAGGGCGUUACUUUGGCUGUAGGUGAAGCUGUUCAGCAUGGAUACCUGAUACACGGGAUCAGAUACAGUAAUGGAAGCAAAGCAUAUGUGAUACAAGUCCCACUUGAUGCACCAAGUGUUAAGAAAGAGUACAUGAGAGAGGACAUGAGAGAGUACACCCUGAAUGUCACGCUGGCCUUCAUCACCCAUCCAUCAAGUGAGACCUUUGUCAUCCCAGUCAUUGCACUGUCAGCUCUGAAAGRUGCAGUGCUGCCCCAAGCAAGAGGGUUUUGUGAUGGGAGGAACCUUCACCUCAUUAUCACCCAUGGGAAUGUGGACCAAAACUGGCUACCUUUCAUCUCAGACUGGCAGCUGACCCCAGAGGCUGCACAGAAGCACAACUACAGUCUGAGGGACAAUGGCACUCACYUGAUGAUCUCUGUCCCUUUCCUUUCUUCCCAUGUGAGCUAUGAGGGUUUUCAUACCUCUGCAAUAAAGGCUUCUCUCUACUUAACCCUGAAGGAUGGCAUCACCUUGGCUCAGAGGAGGAACUUCUCAGUUUCCUGCAUAUUUUCACCAUCGGAGCUAAUACAAUGCCUGCCCAAUGGCACUGUGAUUGUUACUGCAAUAAAAMUGGAAGGGGGUGAAGACCUGGACACUGGUCUGCUUGUCUUGAGGGACAGAGAGUGCAAACCCAGUCUGGUGACAGAGAAGACUGCAACCUUCAAGUUCAGUGUGAAUACUUGUGGAACAAGUAGAAAGUUCAACAGCACAGCUCUGAUAUAUGAAAAUGAGGUGCUCUAUUUCAGACCUGGCCAUGACACACCCGUGUACAGGCUGCAAUUUCUCUGCUCGUAUGCAGUCAGGCAGRCUGUUGGAGUCCAAUAUGAAUCUAAGAACACAGCACCCAGUGUAAAGCCAGGGCUUGGCUGUCUCGCUCUUUCAUUGAAGCUUUUCAAAGAGAAAUCCUAUUCAGAACUCUACCAGGAAUCAGAAUAUCCUGUGGUGAAAUACCUGGGGGAUGCCCUCUAUUUUGAAGUUGAACUGCUCCAGCCUAAAGAUGCAAGACUGGACUUAAAUCUGGAGGAUUGUUGGGCUACCAACUCCCARAGCCAGGACAGCCUUCCCCAGUGGCACAUCCUCAUACACGGGUGUGAGAACAAUCAAGAUUCCUACAGAACUGUCUUCCACAAAGUCGAUCACAGYCUCAGGGUAAAAUUUCCUCAGCACCUAAAGAGAUUUGAAGUGAGGAUGUUCACCUUYGUCCAGAGCACAUCUCUGCUGCAAGAGCAGCUGUAUUUCCACUGCAGUGUGGUGAUCUGCAACACGAAGCAACAGCCUUUGGACAUUUUUUGUCCAAGGAGAUGCGAUCCUGGGAAACACAGACUUGGUAAGAACACAGGCAUGUCUUGA